Molecule: messenger RNA, 1414 nt
Organism: Propithecus coquereli (Coquerel's sifaka)
Lineage: Eukaryota; Metazoa; Chordata; Mammalia; Primates; Indriidae
Gene: BMP3
Product: bone morphogenetic protein 3
Exons: 3
Coding region: 1-1377 (458 amino acids)
Biological process (GO): SMAD protein signal transduction; BMP signaling pathway; osteoblast differentiation
Cellular component (GO): extracellular region
Molecular function (GO): growth factor activity; cytokine activity
Source: RefSeq, a predicted model, not a curated record
AUGGCCCGGGCGCGCGGGCUGCUCCGUCUGUGGCUGGGCUGCUUCUGCCUGAGCCUGGCGCAGGGGGAGCGGCUGCGGCAGCAUGUCCCGGAGCUGCUCAGAGCCGGGCAGGCAGGCAGGGGCGCGACCCCGGAGCCGCAGCCCCGGGACACGGCGUCGGAGCACAUGCUGCGGCUCUACGACAGCUACGGCGGCGCCGGCGUCCGGGGCGCGCGGCCCCUGCGCCCCCGGGCGCUGCGCGGAGGCAACACGGUUCGCAGCUUCCGAGCCGGAGCAGCGGGAAGCCUUGAAAUCAAGGGGCUGCAUAUUUUCAAUCUGACUUCUCUGACCAAGUCAGAAAGCAUCCUGUCUGCCACGCUGUAUUUCUCUGCCGCAGAGCCCGCCAGCGUGGGCCCCGGUUGUCCAGGGCCUCACGGGUGCUCUCACCAUGCCCAGAGGAAACCCAGUCGGAUAGACCUCUCUGCGUGGAUCCUCACACCCGACAGAAACCAGAGUCAACUCCUGCGCCACCUGUCAGUUGACAUAGCCAGACCGCGUGGAGAUACCACAUCCUGGCUGUCCGCAGACAUCACUCAACUCUUAAAGAAGGCCACGGAAAACGAGGAGUUCCUCAUAGGAUUUAACAUGACACCCACAGGACACCCGCUGCCAAAGCGGGUGUUACCUUUUCCGGAGCCUUAUAUCUUGGUCUAUGCCAACGACGCUGCCAUUUCUGAGCCACAGAGCGUGGUAGCGAGCUUACAGGGACGCCGGAAUUUUCCCGCCGGGGCUGUGCCCCAGCUGGACAGCCACCUCAGAGCCGCCCUUUCUAUGGAACGAAGGAGGAAGCGCUCCACGGCGGUCCUGCUGCCGCUGCAGAACAACGAGCUUCCCGGGGCGGAAUUUCAGUACAGGAAGGACGAGGUCUGGGAGGAGAGGAAGCCUUACAAGGCCCUGCAGACUCAGCCCCCUGAGAAGAGUAAAAAGAAGCAGAGAAAGGGACCCCACCAGAAGAGUCAGACACUCCAGUUUGACGAACAGACUCUGAAGAAGGCAAGAAGAAAGCAAUGGAUUGAACCUCGAAACUGUGCCAGGAGGUACCUCAAAGUGGACUUUGCGGACAUCGGCUGGAGCGAGUGGAUCAUCUCCCCCAAGUCCUUCGACGCCUACUUCUGCUCUGGAGCCUGCCAGUUCCCCAUGCCAAAGUCUCUGAAGCCAUCCAAUCACGCCACCAUCCAGAGUAUAGUGAGAGCGGUGGGGGUCGUUCCCGGGAUUCCCGAGCCUUGCUGUGUACCCGAAAAGAUGUCCUCGCUCAGCAUCUUAUUCUUCGACGAAAAUAAGAAUGUCGUCCUUAAAGUCUACCCUAACAUGACUGUAGAGUCUUGUGCUUGCAGAUAACCUGGCAACAAACUCAUCCGAAUGCUUCCUUCAAUCA